UGUCAUUUGUCAUGGUCAUGAAAUAGCCAAAUGUCAAAUUUGAAGUUUAUUGACCACAGGUUUACUGGUUUCUAGUUUCUAGUUUCUGUAAUCAUUAUAAAUAGUUAAAUAGUAUUGUUUUAGAGAUUUUUCCAUUUUAUUAUUAUAAAAAUGUCGAGUACUACACAAAAACAUCGCAACUUUGUUGUGGAGCCUAUGGGCGAUAAACCUGUAACAGAAUUAGCAGGGAUUGGGAAAGUACUUGGAGAACGCUUGAUAACUGCCGGAUUUGACAAAGCCUACGUUGUACUAGGUCAGUUCCUAGUUUUGAAAAAGAAUCAAGAACUUUUUAGGGAAUGGAUGAAAGACACUUGCUCAGCUAGUUCUAAACAAUCAUUGGAUUGUUGGCAAUGCCUCAACGAUUGGUGUGAAGAAUUUUUGUAAUUGUAUAUAGUAGACCUAAGCAUACUGUUUGUAUUACCAAGGUUUUUAUUUAUAGGAUUUUAUUCUUGUAAUGUUAAUAUGUGUAAGUCCAAACUCAUAAGGUUGGUUCCAACUCGAUACAAAACCGUUCUUGAAUCGUUACGCGCAUGCGCAAUAACGUAUAAUUAUGCGCAGUAACACAUUUCUCGUUACUGCGCAUACUCGUAACCGUUCAAGAACGGUUUUGUAUCGAGUUGGAACAAACCUUCUGAAUACUUAUGAACUGUAUAUACAAAACAAAAGGCAUUUAAAUACAUUGCAUUAUUUUUCUUAAA
Messenger RNA from Diabrotica virgifera virgifera (western corn rootworm), 737 nucleotides. RefSeq names its product barrier-to-autointegration factor. Lineage: Eukaryota; Metazoa; Arthropoda; Insecta; Coleoptera; Chrysomelidae. The coding region runs from base 151 to 423 and encodes 90 amino acids. The transcript has 2 exons. The record is from RefSeq and is a predicted model, not a curated record. Gene Ontology annotation, molecular function: DNA binding.